Messenger RNA from Caenorhabditis elegans, 985 nucleotides. RefSeq names its product AXH domain-containing protein (gene K04F10.1). Gene Ontology annotation, biological process: regulation of DNA-templated transcription. NCBI's taxonomy places the organism in Eukaryota, Metazoa, Nematoda, Chromadorea, Rhabditida, Rhabditidae. The transcript has 5 exons. The record is from RefSeq and is marked reviewed. Bases 39 to 938 code for a protein of 299 amino acids. Gene Ontology annotation, molecular function: RNA binding. Gene Ontology annotation, cellular component: nucleus.
CCGGUAACGAAUUGCACGUAUUUUAUUGUAUCAAAAUAAUGAAUUUCGCUCCAAAUCAGGUUCUCAAUCCCGAUUUGGUACAACUGUUACUUGCAAGUCAGACUGGAAAUGUAAACUUAUGGAAUCCUGCCAAUUUUCUUCUUGGCACAAAUUCAACAAUAGGACAGUUGCCACCUGUACCUCAAGCAUUUCAUUUUCUACCUCCACUUCCUCCUCCAAUCACUGUUACACCACUAACCCCGGCUCUUUUGCCAACAACGUCUUACCCCGUGGAAGUUGCAACUGAAGAUACUGCACCACAUAUCAAAACUGAAGAACCUGAUCCACAACCAUCAACAUCUGAACCAUCAAUAGCAUUUGAAAUGGGCACAAUCCCAGCUUCCACUUAUUAUCCUACACAUUUCAUGCGUGGUACUCAACUCAACGUGGCAAAUGGAAAUAUCAAAAAAGUGGAAGAUUUGUCAUCUGAUGACUUUCUCAGAUGUGCUGCAGAAUCAGAUGAUGUUAUUGUCAAUGCUUCUGUGAUCAAAUCUAUUAAAUCAACAGCUGGAAGUGUUACUAUUAUUUUUGAAACUGGAAUUGAGAAACAACUAAUACCAUUGAAGUGUCAAGUCGAGCACCCAUUCUUUGUAUUAGGGAAAGGUUGGUGCAGCUGUAAUCCUCGGAAAAGUGGCGAGAACUAUGGUUUGGAUUGUGAAAUUCUCCAGGUAGAUGAUGUGUGUAUUGUGUUGACACGAAAUGAAGACAAAAUAACUGACUGUGCUGUUGAUAUCGUAACUGCAGAACGAGAUUUAGAGUUAUUCAGCCAGCGGGCGGCACUCAAAGAACAACUUGUUGAUGUUUAUUAUGAGCGAGUUUCUGGCCGAGUUUCAGCACCACCGGAGAGAGUUUUGGUGACUUUUUCGAACGAACAUCGCGAAAGAAGGAUCUCGGAAUAAUUUAAUGUUAUGUUUUUAUAUAUUCUCUACUAAUAAAUGUUCGAAAU